Molecule: messenger RNA, 727 nt
Organism: Bactrocera dorsalis (oriental fruit fly)
Lineage: Eukaryota; Metazoa; Arthropoda; Insecta; Diptera; Tephritidae
Exons: 2
Coding region: 277-639 (120 amino acids)
Molecular function (GO): protein binding
Source: RefSeq, a predicted model, not a curated record
AAUUAAACUAAAAAUUACUUUAUCUUAAUUAAAUAAAAAUAAUUAAAAAAAAAUAAACUAUUUAUAAAUUGGAAGUUCCCAAAAUGCAUAGAGUAAAAAGUCUGUUGUGUAAGCUACGAGUACGUUUGUUUUUUCGGCAAAGAAAUAGUCAAUAAUGUGGUAACCCUCAUUUUUGUUCUUGUUGUCAUUUUACCUGAUUUUACAUUCUUCAAAUCCAUCAUCAACCUGUUAGUUACACAUUUUAAGUUCACGACAAAGCAUUGCAAAAUAAAUACAAUGGCGAACAAUCCAACAUUGAUGAAUACGUCGCAGACCGCACGGCUCGACAGUUAUUGCAGUGAAAUAAUGCAGUUACAGCAGUCACAAGAUGUGGACUUUUUAAAAAACGCGUUAGGACAAAUAAAUCUUGAUGCUUCAGAGUCCAAUUUUAGCAGCAGCUUCCUAAAUGAAACACUCAGUGUAUAUGCCCUACUCGCAAGUGUUGGCUUGGAAAUUUAUAUGGAUUUGUUUGCGGAGCAUAAUAUUGAGUUAGAACAGUUCUUAGAGUUGACAUAUUUGGAUUUGCAGUUAUUUGGAAUAGAUGAUUGCAGGCACCGUAAUCUUAUUAUGGAAGUAAUUGCUGCAUUUCGAUUUGAUUAGUGCCGUGUACAUCAGUUGAUGUAUUAUAGUGAAAACCAUACAUAUUUAAGGAAAAAUUCAAAGAACUUAAAUACGUUUUAAUCUGUUU